AUGUUUUUCGAAGCAUUCGGUAAAGUAAUGUGUAAUGAAGUCUCUCCUGAACUGAUUGACUACAAGUUUCCUCAAAACUAUAAAUUCAGCGUAAAUGAAAUUCUGAAACAUAAUGAAGAAUUCGCCAAAACAUACGGAUGUCCAUUCGGUUUUGACCAGUCAAAUGUCUACACUUCUCCUCAACUUUUUCUUUCAUUGUUUGCAUUCCUACAAACUGGACUUACCCAAUGUAAUCCAAGUUGUCCAGCUGCGAACUCACAAUGA
This is a messenger RNA of Schistosoma turkestanicum, 264 nucleotides long. The record is from the annotation of a GenBank genome assembly. NCBI's taxonomy places the organism in Eukaryota, Metazoa, Platyhelminthes, Trematoda, Strigeidida, Schistosomatidae.